AUGCAACAGACUCGGUCUGAUCAUUAUAUGAUUCAAGAAAGUCCAUCUCUUAAGUAUAAAUUCAGAGAGGAAGUAAAGGCAAGAGAAGAACCAAAACUCUCAAGUCUUGUUCACAGACCCAUAAAAAGUAGCGAACCAACAAAACAAGAAGAAGCAAGAUCAGUAAAGAGUCAAAGUCAACGACCUAAAAGUUACUUCAGUUCCAAGAAACUCAAUGCAAGCAUCAUAAGCUCAGAGAGAACUCGAAGUUUAAGCUCUCUCACAAUAGCUACAUUUGUUGUUUUACUCCCAAGAUUGAACAUUAUAAGAUCAGACAAUAUCUUAGCUUUGAGACCUCUUUGGUUGCUUAUACUUACGGAUUGUGCUAUAGUUAUGUCUCAUCUCACCAUGGAAACUUCUGAAGGAGGAUUGAGUCAUGAAAUGGAAGAAGAUGAAGGAAAGGUUAAAGAUGGUAAUAAUGGUGCAAAUUGGUCUGAUGCAGAGAAGCUUCUAGAAAGAGGAGUUGUUGUGUAUCAAGCUCUUCGUGGAAUGUUUAUAGAUAGUAGUCUUUACAUGGUUGUUGUUAUUUGUGGAGCCUCUCUUCUUUAA
Molecule: messenger RNA, 588 nt
Organism: Arabis nemorensis
Lineage: Eukaryota; Viridiplantae; Streptophyta; Magnoliopsida; Brassicales; Brassicaceae
Source: the annotation of a GenBank genome assembly